Messenger RNA from Penicillium mononematosum, 156 nucleotides. RefSeq lists its product as uncharacterized. The coding region runs from base 1 to 156 and encodes 51 amino acids. The transcript has 5 exons. The record is from RefSeq and is a predicted model, not a curated record. NCBI's taxonomy places the organism in Eukaryota, Fungi, Ascomycota, Eurotiomycetes, Eurotiales, Aspergillaceae.
AUGGUUCAAUUCUCCGAGGAGACCAAGGAGCGCGUCUCGAAAGUCAUUGAUAUCUCCCGGCGGAUACUUGCCUCUGAUUGUCUAUCUGGAAAAACAGGCUACACCUAUAGCGAGCCCAAGCCGACGUUGUUCAGAUUGUUCUCGCCUCUUGCGUAA